UUUUUCAAGCCAUCUUGACAGAAUAUUUAGCUUCAUCCAAGCCAUUAACUUGAUAUCUACAGGGUUCUAUUACCCUUGGUUUGACAUGCUACAACAUUGAAAACGUAUAAACCACAGCUAUAAAAUAAUAUGGAGUUAAUGCGAGUGUCCGAAGUUAUAAUGGACGGCUGAAAUAUUGAAGAUGACGCUGUCGCCUGUGAAAUCACCGGCUAGCUAAGCUUGUGUUGGUGGUGGUCUAACUGGAGGAGCUAGCAUGUCCGCCUUGCCUGUAGUUAGUCACUAGCUGACAUUUAGCCAGGGCAGAGUUUAUUUUCUCCAGGCACACGCAUUGCUGUGGGACAGCACUUGACAAGGUGUAACCCUGGAUGAGGAAGGCGAGGGGAGGGGCAUGUGAGACAGUAGUUAACAGGUUCAACAUGGGCAGGGGUCGAGGCAGGGGCAGGGGAAGGGGCAGGGGGUCAUCAGGCCAGUUCCGGCCCCCCUCACCGUACCGGCUGCAGCUGUCUCCCUCCAGGGAGACGCUGACCUACGCCCAGGCCCAGAAGAUAGUGGAGGUGGAUCUGGACGGCCGGCUCCACCGGAUCAACAUCACGGACCCUCUGCCGGUGGUGACGGAGGACGAGAUGAUGGCCCAGGACCUCUCCGAGUGCAACAGCAACAAGGAGAACAGCGAGCAGACGCAGAGCAAAGCCCGCUCGUGGAGGAAGCUCCCCAACGUCAAGGGCCGGAGGAACGGCAAGAGCGCGUCCCACCGCGCCGACGCCCAGCCGCCCGGGGCUCACGGCGACUCCCAACAGCACUCCUCCGCACAAGUGCCCCUGCCCGAGCCCGUGUUCCGCGUCCUGAGCUCGGUGUGCCCCUCGGACGCGCCCCCGCUGCCCGCCGCCUACUACCACUACACGGAGAGGUCGAGCGAGGAGCAGGAGCGCGAGGCGGAGUACGACAUGGAUGAGGAGGACCUGGCCUGGCUGGAGAUGGUCAACCAGAAGAGGGUGUCGGACGGCCACGCCUCGGUGUCGCCCGAGACCUUUGAGCUGCUGAUCGACCGGCUGGAGCGCGAGUCGGUGGCGGAGUCGCGGAGCCAGGCGCUCUCCCAGAGCGCCAUCGACGAGGACGCCUUCUGCUGCGUCUGCCUGGACGACGAGUGCCUCAACAGCAACGUGAUCCUGUUCUGCGACAUCUGCAACCUGGCCGUGCACCAGGAGUGCUACGGCGUGCCCUACGUCCCCGAGGGCCAGUGGCUGUGCCGCUGCUGCCUGCAGUCCCCGUCGCGGCCCAUGGACUGCGUGCUGUGCCCCAACCGCGGCGGCGCCUUCAAGCAGACCAGCGAUGGCCGCUGGGCGCACGUGGCCUGCGCCAUCUGGAUCCCCGAGGUGUGCUUCGCCAACACGGUGUUCCUGGAGCCCGUGGAGGGCAUCAAGAACAUCCCGCCCGCCCGCUGGAAGCUCACCUGCUACCUUUGCAAGCAGAAGGGCCGCGGCGCCUCCAUCCAGUGCCACAAGGCCAACUGCUACAGGGCCUUCCACGUGACGUGCGCGCAGAAGGCCGGCCUGUUCAUGAAGAUCGACCCGGUCAGGGAGACGGGCUCCAACGGCACCACCUUCACCGUGAAGAAGACGGCCUUCUGCCAGCACCACUCGCCGCUGGGCCCCCGCCACCACGGGGACGACGAGGCGGCGGCGGCGGAGGAGCGGCUGGCGGGGGGGCGGGGGAGCCGGGGUCAGAGGUCGUACACGCAGAGCCCGCCCUCUCCCGGCAAGAAGAACGCUCCCAAGGGCCAGAAGAAGAAGGGGAAGAAGGGCUCCGGCAGGCCAGGCCGGCGCUCUGCGCUGCCGGUGCUGCUGGUGCCCCAGAUCCCCUCACACAGGCUCAACAAGAUCUGCACAGGCGUGGUGGUGCAGAGGAAGAAUCAGUUCAUGCAGCGGCUCCAUAACUACUGGUUACUUAAGCGGCAGUCCAAGAACGGCAUGCCCCUCAUACGACGACUCCACUCACACCUUCAGGCCCACAAGACCACUGAGCUGAAGGAACCUGAUGAGAAGCUGUGCGCCGCCAGAGAAGAACUCCGCUACUGGCAGAAGCUGAGGCAGGACCUGGAGCGAGCUAGACUGCUGAUAGAGCUCAUCCGCAAGAGGGAACGACUAAAGAGGGAACAGAUGAAGGUGCAGCAGGCGGUGCUUGAACUGAAGCUGAGCCCUGCCCUGGUGCUGCUCCGGUCCACGCUGGACCAGCUGCAGGACAAAGACGGCGCCCGGAUCUUCUCUCAGCCCGUUAACCUGGCCGAGGUUCCAGAUUACCCAGAGUUCGUUUCCCAGCCCAUGGACCUCUCCACCAUGCGGGCCAAGCUGGAAGCCCACGCCUACUGCUCCGUGGCCGACCUGGAGCGCGACUUCGACCUCAUGGUUUCCAACUGCCUGAAGUACAACUCCAAGGACACCAUGUUCCACAAGGCGGCGCUGCAGCUGCGGGAGGUGGGCGGGGCCGUGCUGAGACACGCCCACCGCCAGGCCCAGAGCAUCGGCCUGGACCCCAGCUCCGGCCUGCACCUCCCCGACUCGCACAACAAGCACGGCUUCAACCAGUGCUCCUGGGAUGACGUCGACUCCAUCCUGGACCCGGAGAACCGGCUCCACCUGACCACGGAGGAGCAGCUGAAGACCCUGCUGGACCAGCUGGACGUGGUGAACUCCAUGCGCUCCAGCGGGGGGCGCACCAAACGCGUCCGCCUGCUGCGGCGGGAGAUCAAUGCGCUCAGACAGCGGAUGAACCAGCAGCAGCUCGGCGCCCAGGUCGUCAACGGCAACGCAAAGAAAGACCCAAAAGAGGAGGAGCCGGAGGAGGACCGGGAGGAGAGGGUUAAGGUCGAGGUCCAGAAGGAGAGGAAGAAGGGAAAGAAGGAGAUUGCCGACAGCGGACCUUUAACGUCCGCCUCAACCCCGGGUGCAGAUGGCUCUCCCCCCGUGUUGGAACUCACGGGGGGCGCCCCGCUGGAGCCCCCCGUCCUCGGCGUGGCCCCUGGGGGCCGCCGCUCCCCCGGCCGCUCCUACAAGCGCCAGAGGUCGGCGCGCAGCGGGGGCAAGGGCCCCGGCGAGGACGAGGCGGAGGUCGGCGAGACGGCGUGCCCCCAACCGGAGGCGGUCCACGAGGUCACGCCUCUGGGCCGGGCGGGCCCCGCCCCCCCACCGGUCCCCGCGACCCCGCUGGCCGGGGUGGGCCGCCGCACCUCCAUCCUCUUCAAGAAGGCCAAGAACGGCGCCAGGCUGCCGGGCAAGAACAAAGCGUCGCUGGCGGAGGACAGGGUCAACGGCCUGGACGGCGCCGAUGGCGCCCCCUCGCCCGCCAUGCCCACAUUCACGCCGCUGCCCUCCUUCCCCUCCCCCCACCACCUGAGGUCCAGGGGGCCCAGCUCCGACGGCGAGCCAGAGAAGCCGCUCCCGACGCACACCCAGCAGGAAGGCUUGAUGAACGGGCUCGGGAAGCACGAGGACGCCCCUUCAGACCUGCCCAACAGCCAAACGUUCAAUGGCUCUCCCCCCAAACGAAGCCGAGGAAAACCUGCUUUGGCUAAGGUCCCAGACAAUGAGAACGCUGUUGACCUCGCUGGUUCAGGAACGACAACACAUCUCUCUCUAGAUAGCGGGUCAGCCCUCACACCGCUGGACUUGGUUUGGGCAAAGUGCAGGGGCUAUCCAUCCUAUCCAGCAAUGAUUGUGGACCCAGGCAUGCCCCAAGAAGGUGUUCUUCACAACGGCAUCCCCAUCCCAGUCCCACCUGUGGAGGUUCUCAAGCUGUGUGCUCGGAGGGAAGAGGAGGCCGGCCAGAAGCUGUUCCUGGUGCUCUUCUUUGACGCAAAGAGGACUUGGCAAUGGCUGCCGCGGGACAAACUGAUGCCAAUGGGGCUGGACGACACCGUGGACAAACUGCGCCUCAUGGAGGGAAAGAAGCCAAGCAUCCGCAAGUCUGUCCACACAGCCUAUGACCGGGCCAUGGCCCAUCUGAACCACGUGAGGGGGAACCUCAACUUCACUCCAUCCAAUUUUAUAUGAAAACGCAAACCUUGGAGCAUUGUUCACAGGUGGCCUGUAAAACUAAGGAACGAUGGAAGCCGGAGUUCCACAAUAAUCUGUCUGAAGAGGUGAUCGAGUCUUAUGGUUACUUUUGGUUUCCAUUUUGAUGUUUGCUUUUUUAAAUAGGGAUGAUUAUUGUUUAUAUGGCACAUGUCCUUUCUCUAAAAAAAUAUAUUGAUUCAUGAAUUUGUUUCACACAACCACUGUUGCUAUAUGUUAAAAAAGCAGUAAGGUAAGAGUGAAACAAGGCUUCAAAGUAGAGAAAUUGUAAAUAUUUUAUUGGAAAAUAGAUUAGCUUGAGUCAAAGCAUUUAUAUAGAUUUUAUGGAUGGAUGUCAUAGAUUGUAUUGGCCUCUGAACAGUCUGUGCUUUUUCUUAGAGUGCCAGGGUUCUCCAUGGUAAAUCAGGUCCGCCCCGUUAUGUAAGUUAUAUAUUUGGCCUUGGAUAGUUUUUGUGUCGAUCCAUUUUGACGUCACUUACAAUAUGCAUAAAAUAAACGUGUUUCUUGUUUAUUUUUUCAUUCUGGCUGCCAUGAAACCCAUUCAAGCCAAUGACAAAUUGUGUACGUGUGUGUUUAUGUAUAUAUAUAUAUGUAUAUACGUGUGUGUGUGUGUAUAUAUAUAUGUAUAUUUAUAUAUGUUGUAUUGUUUAAAUGUGCUUCCCAUUCAAUGGAUCAGAAAAUAGAUAUUGUCUGCCUAAUUGGCAAUAAGACCUAGUUGUAUACGGUAAAAAGGAAAGUGGGAAGCUGAGACCUUUUCUGAAGAAGCGCUGCAGCUACUUGUUAAAUAGUAAUCAUUUUAAAGUAAUUACAAAGCAGAGGAUUUGAUGUUGUCGACAUUGCAAUUGCAUAUUAAGGAAUUUCUACAAAUUUUCCAAUCCGAUAAAGCACAAUCAACCUGUUUAAAAAAGCUAUGAUCCAUGACUCCUAUACAAAUCUGUUGCUUGUGUAUGGAUUCCUACUCCACUGAGGAAAUGUGCUUGUAUAUAUACACUUGUAAAUAUUGUAAAUGUGUUUAUAUUGGCUUACAUUAAGUAAUUUAAGGAAUGCAAAGAUCUAAUUAUAGGGUUUUAAUUUAUAUUGUGUGACAGUUGAAGAGUGUUAUUUAAAAAGUCAAAUAUUAUCAAAAUUCAAAAAAGUAAGGGUAUGAUGAUCAGUAGGUCUUUGUCAAAGUGACGGCACUUAACUGAAUUUUUAGAUAAUGUUCACUAGCAUUCAGUUGGCACAAUUGUGUAGGCGUGAGUGUUUGCACUAGCCUACUAUUUUUAGUUUUCUUUUAGGUGGUAUUGGAGAUUUUGAUCUUGUAAUUUAAAUUGUUCUGCAAGAUCUUCAAUCUUUCCAAGACAAUAUUUUCUCACAAAUAAAUACAGUUUCAACAUAA
Molecule: messenger RNA, 5445 nt
Organism: Gadus macrocephalus (Pacific cod)
Lineage: Eukaryota; Metazoa; Chordata; Actinopteri; Gadiformes; Gadidae
Gene: brpf3a
Product: bromodomain and PHD finger containing, 3a
Exons: 13
Coding region: 366-4046 (1226 amino acids)
Biological process (GO): regulation of transcription by RNA polymerase II
Cellular component (GO): MOZ/MORF histone acetyltransferase complex
Molecular function (GO): protein binding
Source: RefSeq, a predicted model, not a curated record